Molecule: messenger RNA, 1526 nt
Organism: Tachysurus fulvidraco (yellow catfish)
Lineage: Eukaryota; Metazoa; Chordata; Actinopteri; Siluriformes; Bagridae
Gene: il34
Product: interleukin 34
Exons: 7
Coding region: 341-955 (204 amino acids)
Biological process (GO): positive regulation of monocyte differentiation; positive regulation of cell population proliferation; positive regulation of protein phosphorylation
Molecular function (GO): cytokine activity; macrophage colony-stimulating factor receptor binding
Source: RefSeq, a predicted model, not a curated record
GGUAAACAAGUGAGCUCUGUGCUUUGGGUCAGGGCCGGGCUAAACGAGCGGAAAAGUGAAAGUAAAAUUCUGCGUGUUCACACAGGAGGAACUCCAACAGAAACGCACACGCAUUAAAAAGGGGCUUUCGCACUGUGGGGCUUUACAAGACAUAUAGUCAGAGUAGGAAGAUUGAUUUUAUUUUCUAAUCCCACGGCAGACGAAUAGGACCUCUGGACUGAAAUCCGAGCUGUUGCGCUGCACAUUAUUAUAAAAGAGGUUUGGAAAAGUUUGGAGACCUUUGUGCUUGAGAUUGAUUUGGAUUUCACUUGAGUGCAGGGACUACAACUUCAAGAGAAACAUGGUUCGAUUUGAAGCUUGGCUCUUUAAUCUGUUUCUGGGUCUGAUGUGGGCAUUACCAUUCUGGAUGAGUCCUGUAAAAUCUAAUUUAUGCACACCUCUGAAAACCCUGAAAGAUCAGCUCAAUGCAACAUUAAGGAGACGAUUUUUGAAAUAUAACUUUCCUAUUAACUACACCAUUCAAGUGCGUUAUGAAGAGGUCUUCAGACUGAGAAAUAUCAGUCGGCUGAAUGACACUGUAGAUGUGAGGGAUCUCCAGGAUGUGUGGGUCAAGGUCACUAAGACAGGAAUAAAGAAGAUUUUGGCUGUGCUGCCAGAGAAACACCCAACACACCAUAAAUACCUGAAAAACCUUGAUGAACUUUUUUCAAGCUUCUUGGACAGCUAUCAAAUGCAGAAAUCUGAGGAGAGAGAUAUUCCAGAUGUCAUUGAUGACAUUUUUGUACGCUUGGAUGACCCAUACUACCAGGGCUGGAGAUCUGUCACACCUAAAUCAUUGCUCGACAACUGUUAUCGGACCAUGCACUGCCUAUUCAAGGACUGCUUCUUAAUCAACGGCGAUGAAGACUACUGCACAUCUCAGCACUGGAGAAAAGGAAAGGGAACACAGGGAUGAUAGAAAGUUCCCAAAUUGAGGAUUUUCUACUGAGAAAUGCGCAAAGGCCACAGGCAUGCAGUGUGUUUAUUAGUGCUCACAAAGCUCCUGCUCACCAGAAUACAAGCCAUCCAUUCUUACAUUCAUUCAUCCAUACAUCAGUUCUUCAUAGAUAGAUAGAUAGAUAGCAUAAUUAUCUCUAAUUUGAAACUAUAGCUAACUCAACUACAUGCCUCCUGGAUUCACACUGCCAGCAAGGAAUUUAAUGGUGUGCUUAAUCAUGUUCUUGAUCCCGUGUGCCAAAAUAGCAUUGAGUGUAUGUGUGUGUGUGUGUGUCUGUAUGUCUGUAUGUGUGUGUGUGUAUAUAUAUAUAUUACAUGCAGAUAUUUAGCUGACUGCUGGCUUAGUCAGCAAAGUCUUGUUUCCUUUGCUUUGCGCUUUGAUAAGCUGUGUUCUCAUAAAUAUUAAUUAAUUUUUUUUAUUGAUGUUCAUUGUUUUUUAUGCAUUUUAUGUGUUAUUUAUUUAGGGACUUCUACAGAAUGUUCUAGUAACUAUGUUGGAGAAAAUAAAAAUAAACGUUCCUCUGGCUCCA